UUUCCUUAUUUAAGACUAGAAUCUCUUCAAGUCCAGAACAGAAGAUAAAGAAAGAAAGAACAGAGAGAAAGAAAGUGAGAAGACUCUCUAGUUGAUCCCGAAGGUUUCAAAAAAGAUAAUCAUGGACGCUUUUGAUGCGAUUCCUAACCAUGUGGUCAUCGACAUUUUGAACAAAGUCGCUGACGUCAAAACGCUGAUACGAUGUCGUUCCGUCUCGAAACGAUUCAACUCGCUCGCUGCUCAGUCAGACUCGCUCCUUCUCCAGCUCGAUCAGAUCUUCGCCGCCGUCGAGUCGGAGCCGGAGGUUAAUUCUCCGGUGGCUAACUUCUUCCGUUCGAUCUUCAAAUCCAUCCUCCCGAUCUUCUCCAGAUCCGCUAAACCGGCCGAGACUCCGAAAUCUCCGGCUCAGAUUCUCGCCGGAUUUAACCGGAUCCGGAACCUGGACGUGGAGCUAUACGGCGGCGACGCCAAUCUCGAGAAAGGCGCCGCCGUUAAGUGGAAAGCGGAGUUCGGAGAAACUCUCAAGAGCUCCGUCAUCGUCGCUUUCCGAUCAGCGACGGUCAACGCAUCGGCAACAGAAUCUCCGGUCAACGCUGUGGAGACCGAUUCGGAGUUCGUCUGCGGUUUAAAGACGCGCGUGGUGUGGACGAUCAACGCGCUGAUGGCCGCCUCGACGCGCCACCACCUGAUGAGAGACUUGGUGAAGGAGCACAAGGAGAUGGAGAGGUUAACCGUGCGCGACAGAGACGAGGAAGGUACGGUGGUGAUGAGCGCGGCGGGGAUGAAAGAGUACAGAGAGGCGGAGGCGCGUGUGGACGAGAAAGGCUUAGGACUAGAGCGCGUGAGGGAUCGCACGGAGGUGCCCAACGUGAGGAUGAGCAUGAGACACGCGCCGAUGCUGAAACUGAAGAGCGGGAUCUGUCUCGAGGCCGCGACGCUCGUGGUCGUAAGGCCGAGUGGCGUGACUUCCGAUGAUAACGAUGCUGAGCUGGCGACGGAGGCGUUCGCCGCCGAUUGUAUGUACGGAGAAGCCGUUACGGCGUUGCUUAAGCGUAGGAGAAAUGUGUUAGAGAUGAAUUCCUUCUAGAAUUAAUAGAAAGGCCCAAUGGGCUUUCGUUUGCUUUGGCCUUUUUAUGUAUAGUGUAUACCGACAGCACCGUACGAAGCCAUCUGUACUUGAUGGCGUACGACUUUGGUCAAACUCGAAUUAUUACAUUAAUAGAAUAUGAUUACCACAUUAAAUGCGUUGUUUCGGUAGAGUACAAACAAAUAGUUGUAUUUAAUUAUGUAAGAUUCCCUUUUUG
Messenger RNA from Brassica oleracea var. oleracea, 1304 nucleotides. RefSeq names its product F-box protein At1g78100-like. Bases 122 to 1087 code for a protein of 321 amino acids. Lineage: Eukaryota; Viridiplantae; Streptophyta; Magnoliopsida; Brassicales; Brassicaceae. Gene Ontology annotation, molecular function: protein binding. The transcript has a single exon. The record is from RefSeq and is a predicted model, not a curated record.